CCAAUGUUGACCACAGCCUUGCAGCUUAGCUUCAGUUUCCAUGCAUACACGUCCAAGGUUGGUUGGUCGCUCUGGUAUCGCCGAUGUCGCUAGGCGCCGCACUGCUCUCCGCCAGGCAUUCAUUCCACGCCAACGAUUUGGCGCCGAACGAUAGCGCAGCUAAUAAUAGCUUGGUUCAGCCACAGGCAUGCCCCUCUGCUACCAACAUGACCUCCCUUUAUGGCUCCGGUUUGCUCGGGUCUGGUGGAAAUGUUGUUCCGAAAAGCAGUAGGCCAGGUGCUCAUGGCCUCAGGACCUGGCGUACACGUGAGGCGCCCUCCUUGCCUGUAGCAUCAUUGUAUUGCUCUACGCAGUGUAUCGCGCAUGUUAGCUACUGCGCCGCGUUAGCCCGGGCUUUCUCCAACCCAGUGUUCGUUCUCUUCGCAACAACCAGAUCCAGAUUCUCGGACCUGAUCGUCAACACUAACGACGUUAGGGCGCUAAUGGCUGUUGGCCGUUCUGAAACAUGCCCUAAAUGGGAACACUCCAUUUAA
Molecule: messenger RNA, 533 nt
Organism: Aspergillus vadensis CBS 113365
Lineage: Eukaryota; Fungi; Ascomycota; Eurotiomycetes; Eurotiales; Aspergillaceae
Exons: 2
Coding region: 84-533 (149 amino acids)
Source: RefSeq, a predicted model, not a curated record